AUGAAAAAGAGCUGGAAACGGAGGAUAGCUUAUGGGAUAUGUACGAGAGGUGGAGGAGCCACCACAAGGUGGCGGCAAGCCACCAAGAGAAACAGAGAAGACAUGACUAAUCACGAGUUCAAGAGCAAGUUCGCGGGUUCAAAAAUUAAGCAUCACAGGAUGUUGCAAGGGGAUCGAAUUGGUAACAAGACCUUCAUGUAUGCUAAUGUCGAUUCUGUCCCUACUUCGGUUGAUUGGAGACAGAAAGGAGCUGUCACUCCUGUCAAGGAUCAAGGGCAAUGCGGAAGUUGUUGGGCGUUUUCAACCGUUGUGGCAGUUGAAGGAAUAAAUUACAUCAAAACAAAGGAGUUAGUGUCGUUAUCUGAGCAAGAGCUUGUCGAUUGUGACACUAAAGAAAACCAAGGGUGUAACGGAGGGUUAAUGGACUUGGCGUUUGACUACAUAAAAAAGAUCGGAGGUCUAACUAAAGAGGAUAACUACCCUUACAUGGCCCUAGAUGGGAGGUGUAAUUCUAAAAAGGAGAAUACUCCGGUGGUGUCGAUUGAUGGACAUGAAGAUGUUCCAAAAAACAAUGAGAAAGCACUAAUGAAAGCAGUAGCCAACCAACCUGUUUCUGUUGCCAUUGAUGCUGGUGAACAAGAUUUCCAAUUCUAUUCGGAGGGAGUUUUUACCGGAAAGUGUGGAACAGAGUUGGAUCAUGGGGUGGCAGCGGUGGGAUAUGGUAUAACUCUAGAUGGAACCAAAUAUUGGAUAGUGAAGAACUCAUGGGGAGCAGAAUGGGGAGAGAAGGGAUACAUUAGGAUGCAAAGAGGAAUCUCUGAUAAGAGAGGACUUUGUGGCAUAGCAAUGGAGGCCUCUUAUCCUAUUAAGAAAUCUGCUAAUAAUCCCACGUCGUUUACUACAUCAUCCCCCAAAGAUGAACUCUAGGUUACACAUAUUCACACGCAUACACACACUAUUAGUCAACUCUAUAUUAGCAUUUUUAAAUUGAUGUCCAACAUAUCACACAUGUCUUUAUUGUUACCAAUAAAAAUAUACAUUUGAUUGAAACAUAGUUUUAUGGAGAAAGGAUUGUACUUUUUAUAGUAAUCUCAAAAUCAGGCUUGGGCCUAAUUUUGUGUGGAGUCCAUUGGCACAAGGAGCAUGUAAUUGGACAAAAUAACCUAGAACUAGAAUCAAAAAAUUGAGAAU
Molecule: messenger RNA, 1191 nt
Organism: Lactuca saligna
Lineage: Eukaryota; Viridiplantae; Streptophyta; Magnoliopsida; Asterales; Asteraceae
Source: the annotation of a GenBank genome assembly